Pseudogymnoascus verrucosus is the source of this 1825-nucleotide messenger RNA. RefSeq lists its product as uncharacterized. NCBI's taxonomy places the organism in Eukaryota, Fungi, Ascomycota, Leotiomycetes, Thelebolales, Thelebolaceae. The record is from RefSeq and is a predicted model, not a curated record. The coding region runs from base 329 to 1825 and encodes 498 amino acids. The transcript has a single exon.
UGGCUGUUAUGUAAGCAUGAAUUUUGUCUCCAUCGAAUCUCGAACCUCCUUAAACUUGUGCCUGAGAGAUUCACGGCUUUCGGGGUAAUUAUUGGUGUUCUUCUACGUACGCAACUUGUAUACGCAGACUGCGUGCGCAACCGAUCGCAGCCUGAAAGUUCUCUGGUUUUCUGGUUCUCUAGCGGAUCGGCGCGCAUGUCAAAAAUAUUUCAUGUGAUAAACGAGGGACAACGACCAUAUAAAAAAGGUCCACAAACAUCAACCCUCAAAUCCCAAUCGCAGGUUGAAAACAUAAUUCACCCAGUAUAAUCUCUCCUGACACAUCAUCAUGUCCAGCACCCAAGCGGCCAGCAAGGCCGACUUCGAUGUCAUCAUUAUAGGGGCAGGCAUCUCCGGUAUCAAUGCCGCCUACCGCGUGCAAACCGAGCUCCCCAAUGCCACCUACACGAUCCUCGAGGCCCGCGACACCAUAGGCGGGACCUGGGACCUCUUUAGGUUCCCCGGUAUACGUUCCGACUCCGAUCUCCACACUUUCGGCUUCGAAUGGCGGCCAUGGCAGGCCAAAAAGGCCUACGCCGACGGCCAGAUGAUCUUAGAUUACAUGAAAGACGCCGCAGCAGCCUACGGUAUCGACGAGAAAAUCAAAUACCACCACCACCUCACCGCCGCUGACUGGUCCUCCGCCGAUCAGCUGUGGAACCUCGAGGUCACUGCUAAUGGCGAGCCUAAGACCCUCACCGCUCACUUCUGUAUCAUGAGCACAGGGUAUUAUGAUUACUCCAAGCCUCUCGAUGCCGACAUCCCCGGUCUGGAAAACUUCAAGGGGACUGUCGUUCAUCCGCAAUUCUGGCCCUCAGACCUCGAUUACUCGGGAAAGAACAUGGUCGUCAUCGGAUCCGGCGCCACCGCCGUCACACUCCUCCCCGUCGUGGCAGAGACAGCUAAACAUGUAACCAUGCUCCAGCGCUCGCCCUCCUACAUUCUCGUGCGCUCCUCAAACACCCUUCAAGAGCGCGUUAUGCACGCCAUCCUACCGCGCUGGGUCGCGCUGAAACUAGUCCGAUGGACAUGGAUCAUCCUCCCUUGGAUCUUCUUCCGCUUCUGCAAAGCCUGUCCCGCGGCCUCCAAGUCGCUGAUGAUCGCACUGACGAAGAUGCAUUUGCCUAAGGGCACGAAGAUGGAGCCGGAUUGGGUACCAUCUUAUAACCCCUGGGAGCAACGCCUCUGUACCAGCCCUGAUGCGGAUUUUUUCCUGGGCUUGAAGACGGGGAAGUCAGAUGUGGUGACAGGGACUAUUUCCCAGGUGUCUGCUGACGCCAUUAACCUCGAUGACGGAAGGACCCUGCACCCCGAUAUCAUCGUCACAGCCACCGGUCUCCGCAUCUGCUUCGCCGGCGCGGUCACCAUAUCCGUCGAUGGGGAGAAAGUCGAUCCCUCCAGUAAAUACAUCUGGAAAGGGAUGAUGGUCCAAGACCUCCCCAACAUAGCCUUCCCGUCCGGGUACCUUCACUCUUCCUGGACCCUUGGCGCCGACGCCUCAGCCAUCAUGACUUGUCGUCUCAUCAAGCACAUGCAGACCCAGAAUAUCAGCGCGGCGAUUCCGAGGCUAAGCCUUGGAGGGGAAGAGGACAUGGAGGAUAGCUCGUGGAAGAUGUCGAGUACGUAUAUGAGAAGGGGGAAGAGUGCGCUGCCGAGGGGAGGGGAUAGGGGGGCGUGGUGGUCGAGGAAUAAUUUGUGGAAGGAGCUUGUUGCGGCGAGGUGGGGGAAUUUGACGAAUGGGUUGGAGUUUGUGGGGGGGUCGAGAUGGGGGGUAGGUGGUAACUGA